UAUAUUCUAUAAAUAUUCAAUCAUAUGCUAUACUUGUGCGUGUUUCUAUAUCAUCCAAAUGGAUGAAUCAUGGAAGAAUAUUAAAGUUAUGCAAAUUCAUCAUUUUCAAUUAGCGAAGCGAAAUGCAUAAUAAUUAUAUGGAACAGUUCCAUAAUUUGGGCGGAAAAACGUUGGGAGAGCAUCAGCGUAAUUUCCGUAAAUAUUGUGUAACCGUUUCAGGUUUACCGAAAGCUGAGAUUGACACUCUGCUAGAGGCUAUUAAUCCGAAAAAUCACCAGGAAGAGAUAUUCUACACGAAGUUAUUGCUUCAGUUUCAUAAGUACGAGAAAAUUCUGCAUGUUUUUACGAAUUGCAACAAGGUUUUGAAUCGGAUCAUCGUGAAGGAUAGAAAGUUUAUUGGAUUUAUUGCUUCGAUUGGAGCGACUGCAUUUGUCGAUGAACUUUGUCCGAAGAUAUCGUACGUUGAUAGAAGUAUAGUAAUUAAUAAAUUGGGUUUGUUUUUGGAGAACGGCGAUGAUUUCUUUGAGGCGGUUAAAGAGAAGUAUGGAUUGGCCGCUGCAAUGAGAUUACUUCCGACGUGCAAUGAAGAACUUAUCAAGCAGCAUAUUGCCGAUUAUAACAUUGAUUUUAGAGACCGCGAGCUGAUCAGGUUGCAUAAAAAGUAUCCAAACUUUUUGAAGUAUUACUUCGAAAUAGAUGAAAACAAGCAACUGAACCAUAAAAUUAUGCUUGUCAAUUAUUUAGUUAAUAACAAUAUGGAUACGUUGAUGACUCUUACUUCAGAUUUUACAUAUCGUAGGUUAGGUAGAAAGGGAUUCCUCAAGCUCUUGCGACACGACAAGAAGUUUGUUAUUGAACAUCCCAGCGAUUUUAACAGAUACAAAAGUUGUAUUUAUCGACAUUUGAAUGAAGCAGAUUAUAGGAAAUACCUGAAGAAUUUAUUUCCAAAAAAUAUCGAGAAGCUGUAUUGGCUGAGUGAAAUUUUGAACAGCUUCAAAUUUUUACCAAUCGAUAAACGGUGCCAACUAUUCUGCGAUAUUUACAAGGAGCUUUAUGACGUCGAAUACACGACUUUCAAUUUCAAUUUGAUGGAGAUUAUCAGAGCCGAGGAUCGUCUGAAGUUUGAUUUAAAAGAAAAUUGGGAGUUUUAUCCGGUGAAGGAGGCUUUCGAGCAGAUCAAGUAUAGGAUCGAUUUGUCGCACGAAAUCAAUGCGAGGAACACAUUGUUGGAGUCGUUGGUUAGAGCGUGCAAAAUUAAUAAAGAUAAAGAUGCUCUAUUGGAAGUCUUGAAAUACUUUUGCUCCAAACAUAAAAACGACUCUAUCGAAGUUAGGAAAGAUUUUUUAAAGAAAUUUGAUCAGCAACAAUGAUUUGCUCAAACUAAGCG
This is a messenger RNA of Nicrophorus vespilloides, 1387 nucleotides long. RefSeq lists its product as uncharacterized. The transcript is spliced from 2 exons. Bases 123 to 1370 code for a protein of 415 amino acids. The record is from RefSeq and is a predicted model, not a curated record. NCBI's taxonomy places the organism in Eukaryota, Metazoa, Arthropoda, Insecta, Coleoptera, Silphidae.